AUGGCAACAAAAACACCCCGUCUUGUUGUUUGUGGUGGAAGCGGCUUUCUUGGUUCACGCAUUUGCAAAUCAGCCGUUUCCCGGGGUUGGACUGUAACUUCAGUCAGUCGCACCGGCGAACCCGAUUGGAACACAACUUUUGGAUCUCCGACACCCCCGGAAUGGUCUGGCAAGGUAACCUGGGCCAGAGCAAACCUCUUGUCCCCUUCAACCUAUAAGGAGUAUCUUAAGGAUGCGACAGCAGUGGUCCAUUCCAUGGGCAUCUUGUUGGAGGCUGACUAUAAGGAAGCCUUGAGUGGAAAAGAAAACCCAAUUACCAGCAUCUGUAGGGCUUUCGACUCGGCCAAGGGAACCUCCAGGAAUCCAUUGAAGGAGAACAGUUCUGAAAAACCGCAGCUGACAUAUGAGACGAUGAAUCGUGAUUCCGCCAUAACCCUUGCAGAAGAAUCUAUUGCGGCAGCGCCUGAAACUCUCUCUUCAUUCGUCUAUAUUUCUGCAGCCAGUGGAUCCAUAGUUCUCCCUAGCCGCUACCUCUCUACAAAGAGAGAAGCUGAAGCAGCUAUCACCGCCCUCUCCACAUCCAAGAAACCAUUCCGCCCAAUACUACUCCGUCCAGGGUUCCUAUACGACCCUACCCGCCCGGUCACCAUGCCCUUGGCAGGGUUGAUUGGUGUCGCCUCAGCUGUGAAUUCACUUUUCGGCGGAAAGCUACCGUUACUGGGGGCUGCGGGGUAUAAACCGUUGAAGGUUGGGGUUGUAGCGGAGGCGGCUGUCGAGGCCAUCGCCCAUGAGUCUGUUAAGGGUACCGUAGAGGUUAAGGAUAUUGAGAAGUUGCACUCGGAGGCCUGGAGGAGAGAUAUGUUGUAA
Messenger RNA from Tuber melanosporum (Perigord truffle), 867 nucleotides. RefSeq lists its product as uncharacterized. The transcript is spliced from 4 exons. NCBI's taxonomy places the organism in Eukaryota, Fungi, Ascomycota, Pezizomycetes, Pezizales, Tuberaceae. Gene Ontology annotation, cellular component: mitochondrion. Gene Ontology annotation, molecular function: protein-containing complex binding. Bases 1 to 867 code for a protein of 288 amino acids. The record is from RefSeq and is a predicted model, not a curated record.